This is a messenger RNA of Adineta ricciae, 3855 nucleotides long. Lineage: Eukaryota; Metazoa; Rotifera; Eurotatoria; Adinetida; Adinetidae. The record is from the annotation of a GenBank genome assembly.
AUGGAAGACCACACUAUUUCUACGGACAACAGAAAUACAAAUAUCAAUAAACAUCAAAAUCUAUUACAGCGGCUACAUAACAAACAGAACGAGAAGAAAUCGACCGAAGCAGUGAGCAUAUUGAAUUUGUUUCGGUAUGCGACACUGAUCGAUGUAUUAUAUAUACUAUUUGCUACAAUCGCUGCUCUUGGCAAUGGCAUUGCUAUGCCGAUGCUCCUUCUGAUCAGUGGAAAUCUUCUCAAUACGUUCACUAACCGAACGAUCCAACUGUGCUCACUUAAUUUUACAAUGCUUUCCAAAGAUUACUGUCCGUUAGGUGUUGAAUUGACAUCAAUCAAUUUUUAUCAAACAUUUUCGGUAUGUAAUUUGACUGCAUUGAAUUUGACGAACUUCAAUUCUGACUUUAAAAGCGAGACCCAACGAGAAACAUUAUCUCUGGUAGCUAUUGGAUUCUCCUCAAUUGUCUUAAGUUAUAUUCAAGCUACGUUAUGGAGAAUAUUAGCUGAACGACAAACACAAAUCAUUCGACGAACCCUAUUUCGAUCGAUUCUCAGAGAAGAAGUUGUCUUUUUCGAUAAACAUAAGACGGGCGAACUUAAUACACAUUUGACAGAUGAUAUCGAUACAAUUCAUAAUGGUAUUGGGGACAAACUUGGUUCGGGAAUACAACUUUUUGCUUCGGUCAUUGUUGGAUUUGCUGUCGGUUUUGCAAAAGGGUGGAAAUUAACGCUGGUUGUAUUAUCAACAUCAUCAAUGAUUCUUAUCUCAACACCACUUUUUUCCAAACUUGGAAUGCGUCUUACAAAAAUGGAACUGGAAGAAAAUGGAAAAGCGAAUGCAGUGGCCGAAGAAGUGUUUAGUUCGAUUCGUACUGUUUUAUGUUACAACGGACAAGAGAAAGAACAACAACGGUAUGAAAAAUUCUUAGAUUGUGCUAAGACGAGAAACAUUCAAAAAAGCAUUAUCAAUGGUAUUAUGAUCGGUAUGAUAUGGUUUAUUGUCUAUUGUUGCUACGCAUUGACAUUUUGGUAUGGAACGAAAUUAAUUCUUGAAGAAAACUAUAAUAUUGGCGAUGUCUAUAUCGUCUUCCUUGCAGUUCUCAUUGCCAUUUUCAAUUUGGGUGAAAUUGGUCCACAUUUCCAAGCAUUCAGCCAGGCAAAAGUUGCUGUAGGUACCAUAUGGAAAAUGAUUGAUUCUUCUUCCAUCACACACAAUAGUUCAGAAAUAGCACUAAAAAAAGAUAAUCUCGUUGGUGAAAUUCAUUUCUCCAAUGUUCAUUUUUGUUAUCCAUCACGACCAGAUAUUAAAGUACUCCAUAAUCUAUCGUUUGAUAUAAAACAUGGCCAGACAAUUGCAUUAAUUGGGUCUUCAGGAUCAGGUAAAUCAACGUGUAUUCAAUUAUUACAACGAUUCUAUGAUCUAAAUUCGGGUUCAAUAACUAUCGAUGGAAUCCCAGUGAACGACUUUAAUUUAAAAUGGUUACGACAACAAAUAGGUGUAGUUAACCAAGAGCCAGUUUUGUUUCAAACAACUAUUCGUGAAAAUAUUUUACUUGGAAAACAAACUGCUAACGAUGAAGAAGUACAUGAAGUUGCUAAAAUAGCUAAUGCACAUGACUUUAUCAUGAAUUUGCCUGAAAAAUAUGAGACUAUGGUAGGACAACGAGGUACUGCACUGUCAGGUGGACAAAAGCAAAGAAUUGCUAUUGCUCGUGCACUCAUUUCCGAUCCAAAAAUAUUACUUCUUGACGAGGCUACUAGUGCACUUGAUAACGAAAGCGAAAGAAUAGUACAAGACGCAUUAAAUCAUGCUGCUAAAAAUAGAACAACAAUUGUCAUCGCUCAUCGACUCUCAACUAUUCGUAAUGCUGAUAAAAUUGUUGUGAUGCACAAAGGUGAAAUUGUUGAACAAGGCAAUCAUGAUUCGUUAAUGCGAAUUGGUGGCACAUAUUAUAAACUGGUUGAAGCACAAAAACUGCAUAUAACUGACGAACAAUCCACACAGUCAGUUCGUUUUAGUGAACAAAAGCGAGAUUCGACAAAUGUUGAGUAUAUCCAUGAGGAACUGUACGAAAGUUUCGAAGAAGAAAACAGUGACCUAAAGAAGAAAAAGUCGAAUGCUGUUUUCGCUAUGCUCAAAAUGAAUUCACCAGAAUGGAUAUUUAUUAUGAUUGGAUGUGCAGCGUGUAUUUGCACUGGUGCUAUUGUACCAGGAAUUGGUUUUCUUUUAAGCAAGUUCAUUGGAGUUUUUCAACAAUGUACUGAAGAAAAACAAAGAGAAAAUGUACUUCUCUAUGUUCUUCUAUAUGUUGCCUUUGGAGUUCUUUACUUUACAGCCAUGUUUUUACAAAAUUUUUGUUUUGCUUGUUCCGGUGAAGCACUUACAAAACGAACGCGUUUAAAACUAUUUCGUACUAUUCUUUCUCAAGAAAUUGCAUAUUUUGAUGAUCCAAAAAAUAGUACAGGAGCAUUAUGUACACGUUUAGCAACUGAAGCAUCAGCAAUACAAGGUGCCACUGGUGCAUGUAUGGGUUUUAUUUUUCAAAAUAUUGCCGCUUUUGGUACUGCUACUGUUAUUGGUUUGGUCUUUUCUUGGCAAUUGACAUUGGUUAUGCUCAUUUUUGUUUUAUUCAUGAUGACUGGAAAGUUUCUUCAAAACCGUCUGACGAUUGAUUCUUUGAUUAAAGAUAAAAAAGCUUUAGAAAACGCCAGCAAGGUAGCUGUAGAAGUCAUUCAAAAUAUUCGAAUAGUAGUACAGUUGACGAAAGAAGAUCACUUUUUCAAUAUAUAUUCUCAAUGCUUUACUACUUCCUACCGAUCAUCAAUCAGACGAGCGCAUAUUUUUGGUAUCUUCUUUUCAUUGAAUAAUUCAAUUGGUUAUUUUAUUACUGCGACUAUGUUUUCAUUUGGUUCUACACUUGUUUCCAAUGGUACAAUCUCAUUGGAAGAUCUUCUAUUAGUUUACAAUUGUAUUUUAUUCAGUACUGAACAUGUGAUUCUAUCUGCUGCAUUAAUUCCAGAUUACGGAAAAGCAACAGUUGCUGCUGAGAAUAUCAUGGAAUUAUUUGCUCGAGCUCCUUCAAUCAAUAACGGAUCAAGUGACGGCGAUACAAUUCUUAAUUUCAAUGGAAAACUCGAAUUUGACAAUGUCCAGUUUGCAUAUCCAACUCGAUCUGAAACAAUCGUUUUGAACAACUUCAAACUAAAAAAUAGAAGCUGGUCAACAAGUGCAUCUGGAUGUGGAAAAUCGACAAGUAUUCUAUUGAUUGAACGUUUCUACGAUGUUACAAAUGGCUCUCUGUUGGUUGAUUCAAUGGAUAUUCGAAAACUUAAUUUACAAUGGUAUCGAUCACAGAUUGGUAUUGUAUCACAAGAGCCAGUUCUCUUCGAUAUGUCAAUACAAGAAAAUAUUGCCUACGGUGACAAUAGUCGAAAUAAUAUUCCAAUUGAAGAAAUUAUUCAAGCAGCACAAAAUGCAAAUAUUCAUGAAUUUAUUCAAAGUCUUCCGAAUGGAUAUGAAACAAAUUGUGGCGUUAAAGGUGUUCAAUUAUCUGGCGGACAAAAACAACGAAUUGCUAUUGCUCGUGCAUUACUUCGAAAGCCAAAAAUUCUUUUGUUAGAUGAAGCUACAAGUGCUUUGGAUACUGAAAAUGAAAUAAUUGUUCAAGAUGCGUUAAUUCGAGCUCAACAAAAUCGAACAUCGAUAACAAUUUCCCAUCGUCUAUCAACUAUACAAAAUGCAGAUGUUAUCUGUGUUAUUCAUAACGGAACUAUUGUUGAGAGUGGAACACAUCAAGAAUUACUUGCGCUUCAUGGACAUUAUUAUCAUUUGUUACAUAAAAAAUUCAAUUCUUAA